UUUUCGAUGUAACAUGUACAAUUUUUUCUUUUUAUUGAAAUGUAACAUGUACAAUUGAGUGAAGGUUAACACUACAUGUAUCAUCCUAGGUCUCUCUCUUGUGUAUAAUCAUUGUUUGUAAAAGCCGCCGGGAAGAGAAACUAAUCUUACUCCGUCGUCGGCCGGCAGAGAAACAGAGAUGCCGCCGGGAAAUUCUCCGGGGCCAUUUUCGAAUCACAGUCAGUAUAUCGCGAUAAUAUUAGUCAAUUUCUCGCGUUUCGAAUUGGAGUUCCGAAACGUGUCGGGUUUCCCGUUUCUCCCCCUGAAACUGGUUUUUCGGUUGGUUCUCCUUCCCCAGCUGGCAGCAGCCAGCAGGUAGAGGAAGCGAGGAGGUGAGUAAACAAAGAUGACGCUUUAUGUACAGAUAUUUUAUAUGGCUUGCAAAGCAGGAAACAGAAAAUCUCGAGAGCAACGCACCAGAAGAAUUUUUUUCCUUCGAGGAUGAUAGAAUCAAAGGCGCGCGAGCGCGAGAGAGUCGCAGCCGGCAAUUGAAAGACGAAGUGAACAAACGAGGGUAAACCGGAGAUCCAACUGAGCGACGGCGAGCUCGGUAUAGGUAUCGUCCUUUUGCUCUGUUCGAAAUGAAUAUGAUUUUCAUUUCUCAGCUGAGUUUCGGCCCUUGAAUAGCGAAGGAAAGUUUCGGCGCUUCAGUUAAUCGUUGGGGAUUGAUUGGGAUUGAUUGAGUUUUAGAAGACGUGAGUAAGGCUAGCAGUGACGAAUUUCGGUGGAUUCAGGGGAGGAACGGGGAGGAAGUAGCUAGUGUAAGUGAGUAAUGAUUUCUCUAAGUCGGUAGUUUAGUUUGGUAGCGUGUGUAUUAUAUGAACAUGGAGUAUCCCUUUUCUUCGACAGUAAAGGCUCGGCCAAGAGCACAGCUUGAUGAGAUAAGUUCAGCUCUGGAAGACCCAAAUAUCAAAUUUGCGGAGCUGAUGAACUUGGAUGCCUAUCCUGGAUGGUGUAAUGGCUCUCCAGCGAUGGACCACUGGCUUGUUUCAAAUUGGUUGUCGCCGUUGCAGCCCUUUCCAUUAGGAUCUUUCGAUUCACUGAAUCUUACUGCAGAACAACCUGGUUAUCUCAGCCCUAGUGUCCAUGCAGCAUCGAAUGGCCAUGGUAUCUCCCACAAUUGUGCAGACAAUGUAACCUGUCAGCAGACUGAUGCGGAAUUGGUAUAUCCAUCGGGAUCGAAUCCAGGGAAUUAACAAGAGAAUUUCAUGGUGGAGGCUAGCUGUAUGGUUUCUCGCCUCUUGGCUUCUCGCUUGACGAGAAGAUGCUAAAGGCUUUGUCCUUUCUCAGGGAGUUCUCUGGGGAUGGCAUUUUGGCACAAGUAUGGGUUCCGAUAAGGCAGGGGGGUCAAUAUGUGUUGUCAACUUCCGAGCAGCCUUACUUGCUUGAUAAAACCUUAGCAGGUUUUCGUGAGGUCUCUAGAACGUUUACCUUCUCUGCGGAGUUGAAGCCUGGGCUUCCAUUAGGGCUUCCGGGACGUGUAUUCGUCUCUAAAGUUCCAGAAUGGGCCUCAAACGUAGUUUAUUACAAUAAGGAAGAGUAUGUGAGGGUGAAGCACGCGGUUGACCAUGAAGUCCGGGGUUCUAUUGCGUUGCCUAUUCUAAAUCCUUCUGGCACGUCCUGUUGUGCUGUUCUGAAACUUGUCACUGUUAAGGAGAAGUCUGAUUUUGAUUCUGAGAUGGAGAACAUUUGCCAUGCACUUCAGGCUGUAGACUUAAGAAGUACUCUACCUCCUCGGCUUCUACCCCAGUGCCUGUCAGAUAACAGAAGAGCCGCUCUUGCUGAAAUAAUGGAUGUCCUACGAGCAGUUUGCCACGCACAUACAUUGCCUCUUGGUCUAACUUGGAUUCCUUGCCAUUAUACUGAGGACGCUGUUGAUGAAAUCAUAAGAGUUCGUGUAAGAGAAGGUAGUAAAUCACGGCCUACUGGGAAAUGUGUUUUGUGCAUAGAGGAUACAGCUUGUUAUGUGAACGACAGGUCGAUGCAAGGGUUUGUGCAUGCUUGUGUGGAGCAUUAUAUUGAGGAAGGCCAAGGCAUAGCUGGUAAAGCACUUCAAUCAAAUCAUCCUUUCUUCAUCCCAGAUGUGAAGGCAUAUGACAUAACCGAGUAUCCGCAUGUCCAUCACAGUCGUAAGUAUGGACUAAAUGCUGCAGUUGCAAUCAGGCUGAGAAGCACAUAUACUGGUGACCACGACUACAUAUUGGAACUGUUUCUUCCGGUCAACACAACAGGGAGUCAGGAGCAACAACUCUUGUUGAACAGCCUCUCAAACACAAUGCAAAAAGUUUGCAAGGGCUUAAGAACAGUUUCUGAUGCAGAAUUAGCUGCUGGUGAAGGUGAUAGAGUUGGAUAUCACAAGGAAACAUCGGCAGUCUUCCCUCAGAUCUCUAUAUCAGAGAAAAACUCUCAAACCGCAUUAUCAAGUGCAUUUUUGGACACUGCAGGUAUAGUGGAUUGUAAUGCAUCCAGCUCCAGAAUCGAUAGAACAGAAUCAGGCAGUCAGAAUUAUCGGGCUACCACUGGGCCCAGAAAACAGCUGGAGAAGAAAAAGAGCAAUGUAGAGAAGAAUGUGAGUCUAAGUGUUCUUCAGCAAUACUUCUCUGGAAGUCUCAAGGAUGCUGCGAAAAGCAUUGGCGUUUGCCCUACAACACUGAAAAGGAUAUGCAGACACCAUGGAAUAUCAAGAUGGCCAUCCCGCAAGAUCAACAAAGUGAACCGCUCAUUAAAGAAAAUCCAAACUGCGCUUGAUUCAGUCCAAGGAGUAGAAGGUGGAUUCAAAUUCGACCCUUCUAUUGGUGGAUUCACAGCGGGGGGGCCCACACUCGAUGAACUCGACACGGAAACUCCAUUUCACAUUCAUCAUCCAGAACCACUCGCCGAACCUGCUUCUAUUGCCGCAGUCAAAGUCGAGGACGACUUAAUAACCACCACCAUGACACCCUCGAUCGACUGCAGCGAGGAAGAUUCAAAGCCUCGACGAUGCGGUCCCCACGAAAUCACACAACUCGACAAGUCAAGCUCCCAACAUCCUUCCUGGAGCGACAACAGCUCGUCACAUGGGACGAGAAAUGCUGAUGGGAAGAUCUUUACUAUGAAGGCUAGUUACAAAGACGACACGAUCAGGUUCAAGUUCGAUCCUUCUGCAGGGUGUUUCCAUCUGUACGAGGAGGUCGGCAAGAGGUUCAAGCUGCAGAGCGGGACGUUCCAGCUCAAGUAUAUGGACGACGAGGAAGAGUGGGUGCUGCUGACGAGCGAUUCGGACCUGCACGAGUUCUGCGAGAUACUCGAUUACGUAGGGAAAGAGAGCGUGAAGCUCGUCGUUCGAGAUGUGCCCUUUGCAGCUGGGAGUUCCGGUAGCAGUAAUUGCUUUCUGGCGGGAAGCUCGUAGCCGUGUGUGUGUACAUACAUAAGUCAUCUAUGGUUAAAGUAAAACGCAGGCAAGAUAGAAAAUACCUUUUAUGGUUUUGUUGUUGUACUUUACAUAUUAUCACGCUCGUGUUCAGUUGAAUAGAGGGUAGUGCUGACGUUGGCAAUAAAGGUCUGGCAGGACCAUGAUGUUGGAAAUGGAUAUAUGCCAUCAUUUCCUUCUUUCACUUUUGGUAUAUGUACUUUGUAGAUGUGUAAGGUUAAAUACUAAUUUCAAUCACCAUACUCAGGUCUCGAAAUUAAACUUGAUAUCGAGAC
Linum trigynum is the source of this 3723-nucleotide messenger RNA. Lineage: Eukaryota; Viridiplantae; Streptophyta; Magnoliopsida; Malpighiales; Linaceae. The record is from the annotation of a GenBank genome assembly.